UGGCGCUUGGCGGGAGCGGGAGGUUCGCUCUGAGGCGGCUCUGGGGUCCCCCCGGAGCCUCCCUCGAUCCCCGAUCCCAAUUCCCGAUCCCCGACCCCAAUCCCGACCCCAAUCCCGACCCCAAUCCCGCUCCCGCGGCCAUGGAGCGGCAGCAGGAGCUGAAGGUGCUGCUGAAGCGCUGGGAAGCGGAAUUCCUGCGGGAGCGGCACCGCAAACCCAGCCAGGCUGACAUUGAGGAGGCUCCAGAGGAAACUCGCACUCUGUACCGGGAGUACCGGGCGCUGAAGCGUCGGGGAGGAGCUGCGGAGCCCUCGGGACACACGGAACCUUCUGGAAAAGCACAAAAAAGCCCAAAGGAGGAGCAGGUGGAGGAUUCGGGAUUUUGGGGCUCCCACCUGAACAGGGCCCCCAAAGGGCCCGGGAGGAGCCAGAGCCGGGAGCCCCGGGCGGGAAUUUCGGAGCUUUAUGGGAAGAAGCUCAAAGCCAAACUGGGAACAACUGGGAAGGAUCCUCCUCUGACCCCAAACCCCCGAAGAACCCCAAAACCUCCCCAAUCCCACCCGACCCCAGAGCCGGGAGCCGAAAUUCCAUCAGAAAAAUCCCAAAAAUCCCAAAAUUCCCAAGAAUUCCCAGAGCUGCUCCUUCCUCCCUCCCCGGAACCCAAUCCCGAUUUUUCCGGCGUUGCCGAAAAAUUCCGGCGGCUCCAGCGGAGCGUGGCCCGGACCCUGAGCUCGCUGGACCCCGCCUGGAUCCGCAGGUGUGAGGAAUUCCCAAAAACUCCUCGGGAAUUCCCAAAAACUCCUCGGGAACUCUCGGGAAUGGAGGAAGAAUCCCUCGGGAAUUUGGGGAGGAAACGGCCGCGGGAGGAGGAGGAGGAGGAGGAGGAGGAGGAGGGGGAGGAGGAAAGGGCGGCGCCGGCCAAGCUGCGCAGGAGAGCCCGGCCUGGAAUUGCGGGGCUGGAGGAGGAGAAGGAAAAGGAAAAAGAGAAGGAGAAGGGAAAACAGGAGAAGAAAAAGGAAAAGGAAAAAUCCCAAAGUGGAUCCAGAGGAUUCCUGGAGCUGGAGAAGGAGGAGGAAAAACCCAAAGCCACACCCAGAGCUCGAGCCCCGGCCUUGAACCGCGGCAAUUUCGUCCGCCUCAACCUGAAGAGAAAAACGUAUUCCCGCGGAUCCCUGAGGGGAAAAUUCCUCCGCAAACAGGUUUGGAAGCAGAAAUGGAGAAAAAAGUUCGGGGGCGGAGCCGACGUUUGCUUCCGGUGUGGCGGGAAAGGGCACUGGGCCUCGGAGUGCCGAGAGAAGGAUUUGGGAUCGUUCCCGGAGGAAAUUCCCGAGGAGAAGGCGCUUCUCACUCUGGAGGAAGUGACCCAAAGAACCAACGGAGAUUUUAUCCCAGAAGUUCCCGAUGGCUCCAACACGGAAAAUUCCCAACUGGCCCCAGAUUCCCUGGAUUUCCCUCAGCUGGAAUUGUCCCCCCCAUCCCCUCCCCCACCCGCCAUGGAUCCCCUUUACCCCCCAAACCCCGACGGGACCGUCCCAGAUCCUCCGGAGGAAGUCCUGGAAGCUCUGAGAAGUUUGGGAUACGAUUCCUUCCGGCCUGGCCAGGCUGAGGCCAUCAUGAGGGUCCUCUCAGGAAUCUCCACGCUGCUGCUGCUGCCCACGGGCUCGGGCAAAUCCCUCUGUUACCAACUCCCCGCCUUGUACCUCUUACCCACCGCCCGCUCCCGCUGCAUCUCCCUCGUCAUCUCCCCCCUCGUCUCCCUCAUGGAUGACCAGGUUUCCGGCCUCCCCUCACCCCUCCAAGCCGUCUGCAUCCACUCCAACCUCACCCAAUCCCAGCGCGAAGCAGCCAUUCAAAAAGUCAGGAGCGGCCAAGCCCAAAUCCUGCUGCUUUCCCCGGAAUCUGUGACGGGAUCGGGAUUUUUUUACCGCUUUUUCCGCCAUUUCCCUCCCGUGGCUUUCGCCUGCCUGGACGAAGCUCAUUGCAUCUCCCAGUGGUCCCACAACUUCCGGCCCGCUUACCUCAGGGUCUGCAAGGUUCUCCGGGAGCGUUUGGGCGUUCGGUGCUUCCUGGGCCUCACGGCCACGGCCACGGUGGCCACGGCUCGGGACGUGGCCAAACUGGGGAUCCCCGAGGGAAAUUCCGCCAUCGGCACCUUCGGAAUUCCCGAAAAUCUGCGGCUCUCGGUGUCCGUGGAGGCCGACCAGGAUCAGGGGGUGCUGCGGGUGCUGCGCGAGUGGAGCCGCGAGAGCGCCGGGGGCUCGCUGCUGGUGCACUGCCGGCGCCGGGAGGAGAGCGAGCGCCUGGCGGCCAGAAUCCGAGAGGAGUUCCCCGAAAUCCCGGGGGAAAAAACACAGAAAGAGAAAAUGGGAAAAAUUUUGGAGGAAGAGGAGGAGCAGGAGAUCCGAGCUGAGAUCCGGAAACUUCUGGAGGCUUUUCCUGAGCAGGAAUUCUCGGGCAGGGCCGUGGCCAGGAUCUUCCAUGGGAUCGGCUCCCCCCGUUUCCCCGCUCCGGUUUUCGGCCGUGCCCGGAGGUUCUGGCGGCGCCUCCUGCCCGUGGAGUUCCGCAGGCUCGCCCGCCUGGCGGCCCUGGAGAUAAACACCAAAAACUGGAAAGACCAAAAAGUGUGA
This is a messenger RNA of Haemorhous mexicanus (house finch), 2627 nucleotides long. RefSeq names its product RecQ like helicase 4 (gene RECQL4). The record is from RefSeq and is a predicted model, not a curated record. Gene Ontology annotation, cellular component: chromosome; cytoplasm; nucleus. NCBI's taxonomy places the organism in Eukaryota, Metazoa, Chordata, Aves, Passeriformes, Fringillidae. Gene Ontology annotation, biological process: DNA replication; double-strand break repair via homologous recombination. Gene Ontology annotation, molecular function: ATP binding; zinc ion binding; nucleic acid binding.